AUGGUCACUACAAUAUGGUACGUUCAGAAGAUUGGAUUGGGUUGGAUUGAAGAGCUGUCCUCGCGAAAUCAGUCUGUCUUUUGCCCAAAACAUCACUUUUCAGAUCUUGAAUUUAAGCCCCAGGCGGUUGGCGAGUUGUCGUGUAUAGUUGCCCUUGUUGAUCUGCUGCGGUCUUGGGGUGUCGUCCCCAUGGCCGUAGUCCGUCACUCAUCAGGUGAGAUCGCCGCCGCAUAUGCUGCCGAGGCACUAUCUCGAAAGACCUGCUUGAAAAUAGCUCUUCAUCGCGGUCUAGUCUCCAUUUUGGCCCAGGAGCGCAGUCCAGGGGCGGCAUGA
Messenger RNA from Penicillium taxi, 333 nucleotides. RefSeq lists its product as uncharacterized. The transcript has 2 exons. Gene Ontology annotation, molecular function: fatty acid synthase activity. Gene Ontology annotation, biological process: secondary metabolite biosynthetic process; fatty acid biosynthetic process. NCBI's taxonomy places the organism in Eukaryota, Fungi, Ascomycota, Eurotiomycetes, Eurotiales, Aspergillaceae. The record is from RefSeq and is a predicted model, not a curated record. The coding region runs from base 1 to 333 and encodes 110 amino acids.